This is a messenger RNA of Lodderomyces jiufengensis, 870 nucleotides long. RefSeq lists its product as uncharacterized. The coding region runs from base 1 to 870 and encodes 289 amino acids. The record is from RefSeq and is a predicted model, not a curated record. NCBI's taxonomy places the organism in Eukaryota, Fungi, Ascomycota, Pichiomycetes, Serinales, Debaryomycetaceae. Gene Ontology annotation, molecular function: FMN binding. The transcript has a single exon.
AUGACUCAAACAGAAGAACCAAAAAGAUUUGGAUUAGAAAAUCAAGUUAAAAGAAAUCCACAUCGUGAUUUUAAUAAAGUUGAAAAUGAAAGACCAGGAUUUGAUUUUGAUUUAAAUUGGAGUUAUUCACAAAUUCCUUUUAAAGAUUGGGAAAUUGGAUCAGGUGCUAAUAAUAAUGAAUGGAAAAACCACAAGAAAUUAGAAAUUGAUCCUUUUGGAGAAGGUAGAAAUCCAGUUGAUAAUUAUAAAACUUUAAUCAGUGCUGUUGUUCCAAGACCUAUUGGAUUUGUAUCAACAAUUUCCAAAGAUGGUAUUAGAAAUUUAGCUCCUUUUUCAUAUUUUACUGUAGUUAAUCAUGAUCCUCCAAUUUUUACAUUAGGAUUUUCAGGUGGUAAAGGUAAUCCAAAAGAUACUUGUAAAAAUAUUUUAGAUACUGAAGAAUUAACAAUAAAUAUAAUAAGUGAAUGGUUUGUUGAAGCUGCUAAUUUUUGUGCAAUAAAUAGUCCACCAGAUAUUGAUGAAUGGAAAUUAUCAGGAUUAACUCCUUUAGAAUCAACAAAAGUUAAACCUCAACAUGUUGCAGAAUCUGCUUUUUCAGUUGAAGCAAAAUUAAUAACAUCUCAUGAAUGGAAAUCUAAAUCUGAUCCAAAUAGAGCAACUGGAACUUUAUGUAUUGUUGAAGGUAUUAAUUUUCAUGUUAGAGAAGAUAUCAUCAACAAGGAAUUGAAUAAUUUAGAUAUUGCUAAAUUAAAACCUGUUAGUAGAUUAGGUGGUAUAACUUAUGCUAGAACCGUUCAAGGUUAUGAAAAACCAAGACCUGAUUUUGAUAAAGAAAUUGAAAAAGAAGAAGUUAAAGAUUUAUUGAAAUGA